Messenger RNA from Lutzomyia longipalpis, 2317 nucleotides. RefSeq names its product glucose dehydrogenase [FAD, quinone]-like. The transcript has 3 exons. Gene Ontology annotation, molecular function: ecdysone oxidase activity; flavin adenine dinucleotide binding. NCBI's taxonomy places the organism in Eukaryota, Metazoa, Arthropoda, Insecta, Diptera, Psychodidae. The coding region runs from base 345 to 2204 and encodes 619 amino acids. The record is from RefSeq and is a predicted model, not a curated record.
GUCUCAUUCAUUUCUGUGAGCUGAUAGAAUUAAGUGCACAAGUGUGAAAUAAUUAGUGAGUUAAUUAAAAAGUGGAUUUAGAAGUUUCCAAAGAGUUCUUGAAGUUUUAUAAUAUUUCUUGAAUUUCCACGUCAAUCAUAUAAUACAGCAAGAAUAACUUUUAUUUAUUUCCUAAUAUUAAUCGAAGAGUUCAACCGUGAAGUUUCAAAAUCAAUGUUGAUCUUGAUUUCUCUUACAUGUGCGCCAAUGUCAGAAGAAUAAAUCAAAAUUUCAGUUCAUCAUUUGCAGUCGAAGUGUAAAGAACUAAAUUUUAGGGAAGAGAAUUAAUAAGUUAUAUCGAUAAAAUGGAGUGCUUUAAUCAACCGUGUACUAACUCAACUACGGGCCUAAAUCAAUAUCUGUCUCUUGUACUAAACUAUCUAGCAUUGUCGCAAUGUUCUAUUUCGCCUCCCGAUAUAUGGCCUGUAGAUUAUGGAGAAAUCGCUUUGGAAAAAGGAUUUGACGAAUAUGAUUUUAUAAUCGUUGGUGCUGGCUCAGCUGGUUCAGUUCUUGCUAAUCGUCUCAGUGAGAACCCUGAUUGGAAGAUUCUACUCCUAGAAGCUGGGGGUGAUCCACCACCAGAAGCUGCUAUUCCAGGCCUUUGGGGUGAUCUACAAAUGACUGAAUAUGAUUGGCAAUAUGACGUUGAACUAGCGUACAACUCCAGUAUUGUACGAGGUUAUUGGGCCAGAGGAAAGAUGUUGGGAGGGUCCUCAUCAAUAAAUGGAAUGCUGUACAUCAGAGGCACAGCUGAAGAUUACAAUCAUUGGGAAGAAUUAGGUAAUCCAAAUUGGGAUUGGCAGAAUGUUCUACAGUAUUUCAAGAAAUCUGAAGCAAAUCAAAAUCGAAGGAUUAACUUUUACGGAUACUAUCAUGGAAAGGAUGGACCAAUGUCCGUGGAGUACUUUAACAGUGACUUACCAAUUAAUAGGGAGCUUAUCCAAGCAGCAGAUGAACUAGGAUAUGAAUUUCUCUACGAUUUAAAUGCCAAUGAACAAGUAGGAUUCGGUUAUACUCAAGGAACUACACGAGGAGGAGUGAGAGAAAGUACGGCAACGGCUUUUCUAGUUCCUGCUAAGGAACGACCUAAUCUUCACAUAACUAAACACGCUCAUGUCACAAAAUUAGAAAUGAAUGAUGACGGAGAAGUUUCCGGAGUUAAGAUGAUUCUUCGUGGGGAUCAUGACUUAAAAGCUUAUGCUAAAAAUGAAGUAAUUCUCAGUGCAGGAGCUCUCAAUUCUCCACAGAUUCUCAUGCUCUCUGGAAUUGGUCCAGCAGAUCAUCUUAAGGAAUUCGAAAUUCCAGUUAUUAAGGAUCUACCAGUUGGUCAAAAUUUCCAUGAUCAUCCUGCAAUAUUACUAUUCUUAACACUCGAUGCAACAAGAGACACCACAGAAAAAUCUUUCGAAACUGCACAAAAUUAUGUACAGUACUUAACUCAACGUAGGGGACCUUUUACAACGAUCGGAUCCUUACAAACUGUUGGACGUGUCAAUAUUCAUGAUCCAUUUGCUUUAUAUCCAAAUUUUCAAUUUCAUUUUGGGGAAUUCCAAAAGGGUCAUUCAGAAGAUUUGCGUACCACAUUGACACAAAACGGAAUGAAAGAACCACUAAUCGAAUUCUUAGCUUCUAAAAUUGAGACGUCUGAUGUACUUAUGGUGUAUGUAACGUACUUUGAAGAGAAAUCAAGAGGAGAAAUUCUACUUCGUAGUACAGAUCCCUUGGAUAAGCCACGUAUUAUCCCCAACUUCUUAUCUUGGCAUGAAGACACUGAAGCCUUCAUUGAAGCCAUUCAAUGGUACCUCAGUUUCUUAAAUACUAAAGCUUUUAAGAGGCGCAAUGCUGAAUUGUUGGAUAUUCCUAUAGAAGAAUGUAGUUCGUUGGAAUUUAAGAGCUACGAUUAUUGGGAGUGCUAUUGCCGAGCAAUUGUAGGAACUACAGUGUACCAUACAACAGGAACUACAAGGAUGGGCUCUCAAUCUGAUCCAGAUGCUGUUGUUGAUCCGAAGCUUAGAGUUAAAGGAACUAAGGGUUUAAGGGUAAUUGAUGCAGGUAUCAUGCCUUUAACUCCUAGAGCUAAUACAAAUUCCCCUUCAAUUAUGAUUGGAGAGAAAGGGGCUGAUAUUGUAAAGAAACAUUAUGGCUUCAUAGAUGAAGUAGAAUAAUAAGUUAAAUGAAUGACUAAUAUUAGUUAGAAAAAAUUAACUAUUUUUGACAAUAAAAACUUUAUGUAUUUUGUGCGUUGAAUAAAAUAAAAUAUAUCUUUAGAGCAGAAAAA